GCAGCUGCAGAACUGCCAUACUUUCAUUUGUGUUUGGACCACAGAUUAUUUACCACUGGACAAAGGGGUGGUUUCAAGGACUCUACCAUGAUUAUUUCUUUUCUCCUUUGCUUCAGCAUUUUGCUGGGCACUACAGCAGGGAGCCAUAAUGUUCGGAAUUCAGCAGCUAACAGUUAUUACAGACCAGGUUCAAGCAUAAACACCAAUUUGGGAUUCCAAAGGCACCUGAUUACCUUCACCAAUAAUACCAAAAAUCCAGCAGAAAAAGAAUAUGAUUCCUAUAAAAGUGAAUAUCUUCUUCGUAAACACGAAGUGGCCCCUGCCAAUUUUUCAAGAUGCUCUGACAAAGGAAUCUGCUCUACAUGGGGAGCCAAUCAUUUCUUUACCUUUGACAAUGACCUCUAUCAGUUCAGUGGUUCCUGCAACUAUGUUUUAGCUACUGUCUGCCACAGUACCACUCCAGAGUUCAACAUCCAAGUGCAGAGGUCAGGGGGAACCAGCAUAACCCGAACCAUCAUUCAGAUUGGCCUUAUCAAUGUGGUGAUCCAAGGGAGUACAGUUAUAGUAUUGGGAAGGACAAUUAAUUUGCCCUACACAGCAAAUGGGAUUGAGAUUACCAAAACUGGAGCUGUGACCAGACUCUAUGCUAAACAAAAGGAUUUUGAGCUCAUAGUAACAUGGAGCACAAACGGAAAUCUCAUGGUGGAAAUGGACAAGAAAUUUAUUAACAGAACGUGUGGACUCUGUGGAAACUAUAAUGGUAUCCCCAGGGAUGACUUUAUGGUGGAUGGAAAGUUAGCGAUGCCAUACCAGUUUGCUAACUUGCACCAGAUUGACGACCCUGGUGUAAUAUGCCCCCUUCAACUGCCCCCAGUCAAAACUGCACACAAAAAAAGCUAUACCGAUGAGUGCUUUGCUCUUCUGAAGCAAGUCUCCUCUUCAUGUGCGGUGUCCAAACUUCCUUUCCUGAAACUGUGCCAGCUGGACAUGCAAGACUGUGCCCAACCUGGUGCUAAAAGCUGUGCCUGUGCAACCCUUGCACAGUAUUCUAUGCGGUGUUCCAUGUGCAACCAACCCAUCAGUAAUUGGAGGACCAGCCAGCUAUGCCCCAUGGAAGCAUGUCCAUCUAACCAGAUAUACAAGGAGUGUGCAGCACCCUGCAGUCCCACUUGCUCUAAUCCUACCUAUACCUGCUCAUCACACUGUGUACAUGGAUGCUUUUGCCCACCAGGCACUGUCCUUGAUGACCUAUCAAAAAAUCUCACCUGUGUUCCCGUCAGCCAAUGCCCCUGUGUUGUUAAUGGAAAACUGUACACCCCGGGGGAACAAAUGAAAUCUGACUGCAGUGACUGCAAAUGCCGUAUGGGCCAGUGGAGCUGCACCAGCACCCCUUGUCCUGGGAGAUGUGCUUUAGAAGGGGGAUCAUUUGUUACAACAUUUGACACAAAUAUGUAUCGGUUCCACGGAGACUGUGUCUACAUUCUUGUCACUAGCCAAAAUCCAGACAACCAAUGGACUGUCAUGGCAACAUUUGAAAAGUGCGGUACAAGCAACACGGAAACCUGUCUGGAAAAUAUCAUCUAUACAGCGUCAACUGGAGCUAUAGUAAUAUCCAAAGAAGAUCACAUUACAGUGGACAGCCAGAUUAAACAGCUGCCUUUUAAUAGUGCGGAGGUCAAUGUUCUCAGAGUGUCCUCUACAAUCUUUGCCCUUAUCACGCCCUUUGGUCUGGAGAUUGUAAUUCAGAGAUCCCCAGUCAUGAAUGUCUACAUUAAGCUGAGCAGAAGCUAUUUUCGCACCACCAAAGGUCUGUGCGGUAACUUUAAUGGUGAGACCAUGGAUGACUAUCUGUCCAGCUCCGGGGUUAUAGAAGGAACAAUACCAACGUUUGUAGAUUCAUGGAAAGCAGCUUCAAAUUGCCAACCAGCACAAAACAGUGAUAUUAAUCCUUGCUCCUUGAGUAUCUCUAAUGAAAACUAUGCAAAAAGUCACUGCUCUGCACUGAUGGACGACAAAAGCCCAUUUGCAGCCUGCAGUGCUCUGGUGAACCCUGAACAAUAUUACAAGAAAUGUGUCUAUGAAGCUUGCAAUUACCAAGAGACCAAUAACUUCAUCUGUUCUGCUUUGGCCUCUUAUGCUCGAGCCUGUGCCACUAAAGGGGUCGUUCUAAAGAACUGGAGAGAAAGCACCAACUGUAUUGUUCAGUGCCCUGGCAAUCAGACUUACAGCUAUAACACCACCUCUUGUGGUCGAACCUGCCUAUCCCUGUCAAACAAAGAACUGGAAUGCUACCCUUAUGACAUCCCAGUGGAAGGCUGCAACUGCCCCACAGGAUUAUAUCUGGAUAAUAAAAAUAAUUGUGUAAAGAAAGAGAGUUGCCCUUGUUACCUGGAUUCUAAUACAAUUCUCUUACCCCAACAACAAACCACCUAUAACGGCCUCACAUGCCUAUGUUCAUCUGGAUCCCUGAACUGUAUUGGAGUUUUACAAGAUAUACAAGAAACUUGCCCUGCUCCUAAGGUGAUGAAGACAUGUGAUUCCCUGACGGAUAAGUUUGGUGCUGCCUGUGCCCCCACAUGCCAACUCCUGGCCACAGGAAUUAGCUGUAUUCCCACUAAGUGUGUAAGUGGAUGUGUUUGCCCUUCUGGUACAUAUGAAGACUUGGAUGGCAGCUGUGUGGCAAACACUGAUUGUUCAUGUGAAUUCGGGGGCGAGAUCUAUAAAACAGGAGAAACUAUGCAUAGUGAAUGCCAGACCUGCACAUGUAAUGGAGGCCAGUGGAACUGUGAGGCAAAUCUAAACUGUGCGUCCACUUGUGUGUUGUAUGGAGAGAGCCACAUCAAAACCUUUGAUGGGCAACAAUAUGUGUUUGAGGGAAACUGUGAAUAUACCCUAGUGACGGAUGGAUGUGGGGUCAACAACUCUUUGUCUUCAUUCAAGAUAGUGACAGAGAAUGUAGUCUGUGGCACAACUGGUGUCACCUGUUCUAGAGCAAUCACUGCAUCCAUUGGGGACACAACCUUGAAAAUGUUUGAUGAAAAAUACACCAUAACAGGAGGUAAAGAUGCAAAAGAUAUUAACGUGCUAAACAACACUCUCUUCAUCGAAUUUGUGAUCACCAUACCCAAUAAGUUUCGGAUCUCCAUUCUGUGGAAUAAAGAUAUGAAUGUAUUCAUCAAGGUUUUCAAGCUUGGCAAGCAAUCCGUCUGUGGCCUGUGUGGCAAUUAUAACGGGAACAUAAAGGAUGACUAUCAAACAAGGAGCAAGUAUGUAACCUCAAAUGCACUGGACUUUAUCAAUUCAUGGAGGGAAAGUCCAAUGUGCAAUAAUGUCAGAUUCAUAGUAAGCCCGUGUGAUGCAAAUCCGCAGCGCAAGACUUGGGCUGUAAACUCUUGCUCCGUUAUAAACAGCCCAACGUUUGAAGCCUGCCAGAAAGUGGUAAACAGUCAGUCAUACUAUGAUUCCUGUGUGAAUGACGCCUGUGGUUGUGAUACAGGAGGGGAUUGCACCUGCAUGUGUGAUGCUGUACAGGCCUAUGCCAAAGCUUGCCUGGCUGCUGGCAUUUGCGUUGACUGGAGAACACCAGACUUCUGCCCGGUUUAUUGUGACUACAAGAACACACACGUUGCUACAGAGAAUGGAUAUGUCUACAGUCCUGAUGUUAAUUGCACGUGGCAUUACCAGCCUUGCCAGUGCCCUUUUGCUCUUCAUGCCUAUCCAAACCAAAACUUUGAAGGUUGCUACCAGUGUGGACCCGAUAAAUUCUUUGACCCAGAAAAAAAUACUUGUGUGCCAUGUGAAAUACCCACAACAACAAUAGGACCAUCUACUACAACAGAAACAACAGUUUCCAAACCAGAGACAACUCCAGUAUCAACAUCAGCAACUGCAACACCAGUUUCCACAACUUCAGUAUCAACAUCAGCAACUUCAAUAUCAGUUUCCACGCCCAUAUCAACAUCAGCAACUGGAACACCAGUUUUAACAACAGAGACAACUUCAGUAUCAACACCAGCAACUGCAACAACCGUCCCCACAACUUCAGUAUCAACAUCAGCAACUUCAAUAUCAGUUUCCACAUCAGAGACAACGCCCAUAUCAACAUCAGCAACUGCAACACCAGUUUCAACAACAGAGACAACUUCAGUAUCAACACCAGCAACUGCAACAACCGUUUCUACAACUCCAGUAUCAACAUCAGCAACUUCAGUAUCAGUUUCUACAUCAGAGACAACGCCCAUAUCAACAUCAGCAACUGCAACACCAGUUUCAACAACAGAGACAACUUCAGUAUCAACACCAGCAACUGCAACAACUGUUUCCACAACUCCAGUAUCAACAUCCGCAACUACAAUAUCAGUUUCCACAUCAGAGACAACGCCCAUAUCAACAUCAGCCACUGCAACACCAGUUUCAACAACAGAGACAACUUCAGUAUCAACACCAGCAACUGCAACAACUGUUUCCACAACUCCAGUAUCAACAUCAGCAACUACAAUAUCAGUUUCCACAUCAGAGACAACGCCCAUAUCAACAUCAGCAACUGCAACACCAGUUUCAACAACCGAGACAACUUCAGUAUCAACACCAGCAACUGCAACAACUGUUUCCACAACUCCAGUAUCAACAUCCGCAACUACAAUAUCAGUUUCCACAUCAGAGACAACGCCCAUAUCAACAUCAGCAACUACAACACCAGUUUCAUCCAGCCCACCAGCCACAAUAACAACCCAUGAAACUUCAACUCCAAUUUCAACAUUGCCAAGCACACCUUCCACUACUCAUCCAACAACAUCAACAGUGACAACCACUUCUCCAAUUACAACGACAACUGAAACAACACACACACCAUUAACAUCCCCCACAAUAACUACGUCAAGCAAAACUUCAACUUCUCAUACAACAUUAACAAAUUCUCCUGUAACUACAUCCACUCCUUCUACAACACACACAUCAACAAUUUCUUCCACACCAAGUACAACUUCAACUACUCAUCCAACAUCAACUGUGACAUCCAGUACUCCAGUUACAGCUACAACUAAAACAACACAUACACCAUCCACAUCCUAUACAACUACCACUCCAAGCUUAACUCAUACAAUAACAUCUCAAAUAACAGCUACAACUGUAACUACAUCCACUCCAACAACAGCCCACACCUCAACAACUUCUCCAAUUACAACUACCACUCCAGGCACAACUUCAACUCAUACAACAUCAACAACUUCUCCAAUAACAACUACAACUGUAACUACAUCUACUCCAACUACAGCCCAUACAUCAACUUUUUCAGCACCAACUACAACUUCUUCUACUCAUCCAACAUCAACUGUGACAACCAGUACUCAACUUACAGCUACAACUAAAACAACACAUACACCAUCCACAUCCCACACAACUACCACUCCAAGCACAACUUCAACUCAUACAACAUCAACUUCUCCAAUAACAACUACCACUGUAACUACACCUACACCAACUACAACCCACACAUCAGCAACUUCUUCAACACCAACUACAACUUCUGCUACUCAUCCAACAUCAACUGUGACAACCAGUACUUCAGUUACAGCUACAACUAAAACAACACAUACACCAUCCACAUCCCACACAACAACCACUCCAAGCACAACUUCAACUCAUGCAACAGCAUCAACAACCUCUCCAAUAACAACUACAACUGUAACUACAUCUACUCAAACUACAGCUCACACAUCAGCAACUUCUUCUAGUCAUCCAUCAUCACCUGUGACAACCAGUUCUCCAAUUACAGCUACAACUAAAACAACACAAACCCCAUCCACACCCCAUACACCUACCACUCCAAGCACCACUCACACAACAUCAACAACUUCUCCAAUAACAACUACAUCUACUCCAACUACAACCCACACAUCAACAACUUCUUCAACACCAACUACAAUUUCUUCUACUCAUUCAUCACCUGUGACAACCAGUACUCUAGUUACAGCUACAACUAAAACAACACAUACCCCAUCCACAUCCCAUACAAUUACCACUCCAAGCACAACUUCAACUCAUACAACAACAUCAACUUCUCCAAUAACAACUACCACUGUAACUACAUCUACUCCAAGUACACGCCACACAUCAACAACUUCUUCAGCACCAACUACAACUGUAACUACAUCUACUCCAACUACAGCUCACACAUCAACAACUUCUUCUAUUCAUACAUCAUCACCUGUGACAACCAGUUCUCCGAUUACAGCUACAACUAAAACAACACAAACCCCAUCCACACCCCAUACACCUACCACUCCAAGCACCACUCACACAACAACAUCAACAACUUCUCCAAUAACAACUACAUCUACUCCAAGUACAACCCACACGUCAACAACUUCUUCAACACCAACUACAAUUUCUUCUACUCAUUCAUCAUCACCUGUGACAACCAGUACUUCACUUACAACUACAACUAAAACAACACAUACACCAUCCACAUCCCACACAACUACCACUCCAAGCACAACUUCAACUCAUGCAACAGCAUCAACAACUUCUCCAAUAACAACUACAACUGUAACUACAUCUACUCCAACUACAGCUCACACAUCAACAACUUCUUCUAGUCAUCCAUCAUCACCUGUGACAACCAGUUCUCCGAUUAUAGCUACAACUAAAACAACACAAACCCCAUCCACAUCCCAUACACCUACCACUCCAAGCACCACUCACACAACAACAUCAACAACUUCUCCAAUAACAACUACAUCUACUCCAACUACAACCCACACAUCAACAACUUCUUCAACACCAACUACAAUUUCUUCUACUCAUUCAUCAUCACCUGUGACAACCAGUACUUCAGUUACAACUACAACUAAAACAACACAUACACCAUCCACAUCCCACACAACUACCACUCCAAGCACAACUUCAACUCAUGCAACAGCAUCAACAACUUCUCCAAUAACAACUACAACUGUAACUACAUCUACUCCAACUACAGCUCACACAUCAACAACUUCUUCUAGUCAUCCAUCAUCACCUGUGACAACUAGUUCUCCGAUUACAGCUACAUCUAAAACAACACAAACCCCAUCCACAUCCCAUACACCUACCACUCCAAGCACCACUCACACAACAACAUCAACAACUUCUCCAAUAACAACUACAUCUACUCCAACUACAACCCACACAUCAACAACUUCUUCAGCACCAACUACAAUUUCUUCUACUCAUUCAUCAUCACCUGUGACAACCAGUUCUUCAGUUACAACUACAACUAAAACAACAAAUACACCAUCCACAUCCCACACAACUACCACUCCAAGCACAACUUCAACUCAUGCAACAGCAUCAACAACUUCUCCAAUAACAACUACAACUGUAACUACAUCUACUCCAACUACAGCUCACACAUCAACAACUUCUUCUAGUCAUCCAUCAUCACCUGUGACAACCAGUUCUCCGAUUACAGCUACAACAACUCAAACCCCAUCCACACCGCAUACACCUACCACUCCAAGCACCAGUCACACAACAACUUCUCCAAUAACAACUACAUCUACUCCAACUACAACCCACACAUCAACAACUUCUUCAACACCAACUACAACUUCUACUACUCAUCCAACAUCAACUGUGACAACCAGUACUUCAGUUACAACUACAACUAAAACAACACAUACACCAUCCACAUCCCACACAACUACCACUCCAAGCACAACUUCAACUCAUGCAACAGCAUCAACAACUUCUCCAAUAACAACUACAACUGUAACUACAUCUACUCCAACUACAGCUCACACAUCAACAACUUCUCCAAUAACAACUACAACUGUAACUACAUCUACUCCAACUACAGCUCACACAUCAACAACUUCUUCUAGUCAUCCAUCAUCACCUGUGACAACUAGUUCUCCGAUUACAGCUACAACUAAAACAACACAAACCCCAUCCACAUCCCAUACACCUACCACUCCAAGCACCACUCACACAACAACAUCAACAACUUCUCCAAUAACAACUACAUCUACUCCAACUACAACCCACACAUCAACAACUUCUUCAACACCAACUACAAUUUCUUCUACUCAUUCAUCAUCACCUGUGACAACCAGUACUUCAGUUACAACUACAACUAAAACAACACAUACACCAUCCACAUCCCACACAACUACCACUCCAAGCACAACUUCAACUCAUGCAACAGCAUCAACAACUUCUCCAAUAACAACUACAACUGUAACUACAUCUACUCCAACUACAGCUCACACAUCAACAACUUCUUCUAGUCAUCCAUCAUCACCUGUGACAACCAGUUCUCCGAUUACAGCUACAACAACUCAAACCCCAUCCACACCCCAUACACCUACCACUCCAAGCACCAGUCACACAACAACUUCUCCAAUAACAACUACAUCUACUCCAACUACAACCCACACAUCAACAACUUCUUCAACACCAACUACAACUUCUACUACUCAUCCAACAUCAACUGUGACAACCAGUACUUCAGUUACAACUACAACUAAAACAACACAUACACCAUCCACAUCCCACACAACUACCACUCCAAGCACAACUUCAACUCAUGCAACAGCAUCAACAACUUCUCCAAUAACAACUACAACUGUAACUACAUCUACUCCAACUACAGCUCACACAUCAACAACUUCUCCAAUAACAACUACAACUGUAACUACAUCUACUCCAACUACAGCUCACACAUCAACAACUUCUUCUAGUCAUCCAUCAUCACCUGUGACAACUAGUUCUCCGAUUACAGCUACAACUAAAACAACACAAACCCCAUCCACAUCCCAUACACCUACCACUCCAAGCACCACUCACACAACAACAUCAACAACUUCUCCAAUAACAACUACAUCUACUCCAACUACAACCCACACAUCAACAACUUCUUCAACACCAACUACAAUUUCUUCUACUCAUUCAUCAUCACCUGUGACAACCAGUACUUCAGUUACAACUACAACUAAAACAACACAUACACCAUCCACAUCCCACACAACUACCACUCCAAGCACAACUUCAACUCAUGCAACAGCAUCAACAACUUCUCCAAUAACAACUACAACUGUAACUACAUCUACUCCAACUACAGCUCACACAUCAACAACUUCUUCUAGUCAUCCAUCAUCACCUGUGACAACCAGUUCUCCGAUUACAGCUACAACAACUCAAACCCCAUCCACACCCCAUACACCUACCACUCCAAGCACCAGUCACACAACAACUUCUCCAAUAACAACUACAUCUACUCCAACUACAACCCACACAUCAACAACUUCUUCAACACCAACUACAACUUCUACUACUCAUCCAACAUCAACUGUGACAACCAGUACUUCAGUUACAACUACAACUAAAACAACACAUACGCCAUCCAUAUCCCACACAACUACCACUCCAAGCACAACUUCAACUCAUGCAACAGCAUCAACAACUUCUCCAAUAACAACUACAACUGUAACUACAUCUACUCCAACUACAGCUCACACAUCAACAACUUCUUCUAGUCAUCCAUCAUCACCUGUGACAACCAGUUCUCCGAUUACAGCUACAACAACUCAAACCCCAUCCACACCCCAUACACCUACCACUCCAAGCACCAGUCACACAACAACUUCUCCAAUAACAACUACAUCUACUCCAACUACAACCCACACAUCAACAACUUCUUCAACACCAACUACAACUUCUACUACUCAUCCAACAUCAACUGUGACAACCAGUACUUCAGUUACAACUACAACUAAAACAACACAUACACCAUCCACAUCCCACACAACUACCACUCCAAGCACAACUUCAACUCAUGCAACAGCAUCAACAACUUCUCCAAUAACAACUACAACUGUAACUACAUCUACUCCAACUACAGCUCACACAUCAACAACUUCUCCAAUAACAACUACAACUGUAACUACAUCUACUCCAACUACAGCUCACACAUCAACAACUUCUUCUAGUCAUCCAUCAUCACCUGUGACAACUAGUUCUCCGAUUACAGCUACAACUAAAACAACACAAACCCCAUCCACAUCCCAUACACCUACCACUCCAAGCACCACUCACACAACAACAUCAACAACUUCUCCAAUAACAACUACAUCUACUCCAACUACAACCCACACAUCAACAACUUCUUCAACACCAACUACAAUUUCUUCUACUCAUUCAUCAUCACCUGUGACAACCAGUACUUCAGUUACAACUACAACUAAAACAACACAUACACCAUCCACAUCCCACACAACUACCACUCCAAGCACAACUUCAACUCAUGCAACAGCAUCAACAACUUCUCCAAUAACAACUACAACUGUAACUACAUCUACUCCAACUACAGCUCACACAUCAACAACUUCUUCUAGUCAUCCAUCAUCACCUGUGACAACCAGUUCUCCGAUUACAGCUACAACAACUCAAACCCCAUCCACACCCCAUACACCUACCACUCCAAGCACCAGUCACACAACAACUUCUCCAAUAACAACUACAUCUACUCCAACUACAACCCACACAUCAACAACUUCUUCAACACCAACUACAACUUCUACUACUCAUCCAACAUCAACUGUGACAACCAGUACUUCAGUUACAACUACAACUAAAACAACACAUACGCCAUCCAUAUCCCACACAACUACCACUCCAAGCACAACUUCAACUCAUGCAACAGCAUCAACAACUUCUCCAAUAACAACUACAACUGUAACUACAUCUACUCCAACUACAGCUCACACAUCAACAACUUCUUCUAGUCAUCCAUCAUCACCUGUGACAACCAGUUCUCCGAUUACAGCUACAACUAAAACAACACAAACCCCAUCCACACCCCAUACACCUACCACUCCAAGUACCAGUCACACAACAACUUCUCCAAUAACAACUACAUCUACUCCAACUACAACCCACACAUCAACAACUUCUUCAACACCAACUACAACUUCUACUACUCAUCCAACAUCAACUGUGACAGCCAGUACUUCAGUUACAACUACAACUAAAACAACACAUACACCAUCCAUAUCCCACACAACUACCACUCCAAGCACAACUUCAACUCAUGCAACAGCAUCAACAACUUCUCCAAUAACAACUACAACUGUAACUACAUCUACUCCAACUACAGCUCACACAUCAACAACUUCUUCUAGUCAUCCAUCAUCACCUGUGACAACCAGUUCUCCGAUUACAGCUACAACUAAAACAACACAAACCCCAUCCACAUCCCAUACACCUACCACUCCAAGCACCACUCGCACAACAACAUCAACAACUUCUCCAUUAACAACUACAUCUACUCCAACUACAACCCACACAUCAACAACUUCUUCAACACCGACUACAAUUUCUUCUACUCAUUCAUCAUCACCUAUGACAACUAGUACUUCAGUUACAACUACAACUAAAACAACACAUACACCAUCCACAUCCCACACAACUACCACUCCAAGCACAACUUCAACUCAUGCAACAGCAUCAACAACUUCUCCAAUAACAACUACAACUGUAACUACAUCUACUCCAACUACAGCUCACACAUCAACAACUUCUUCUAGUCAUCCAUCAUCACCUGUGACAACCAGUUCUCCGAUUACAGCUACAACAACACAAACCCCAUCCACACCCCAUACACCUACCACUCCAAGCACCAGUCACACAACAACUUCUCCAAUAACAACUACAUCUACUCCAACUACAACCCACACAUCAACAACUUCUUCAACACCAACUACAAUUUCUUCUACUCAUUCAACACCAACUACAACCCACACAUCAACAACUUCUUCAACACCAACUACAACUUCUAUUACUCAUCCAACAUCAACUGUGACAACCAGUACUUCAGUUACAACUACAACAACACAUACACCAUCCAUAUCCCACACAACUACCACUCCAAGCACAACUUCAACUCAUGCAACAGCAUCAACAACUUCUCCAAUAACAACUACAACUGUAACUACAUCUACUCCAACUACAGCUCACACAUCAACAACUUCUUCUAGUCAUCCAUCAUCACCUGUGACAACUAGUUCUCCGAUUACAGCUACAACUAAAACAACACAAACCCCAUCCACAUCCCAUACACCUACCACUCCAAGCACCACUCACACAACAACAUCAACAACUUCUCCAUUAACAACUACAUCUACUCCAACAACAACCCACACAUCAACAACUUCUUCAACACCAACUACAAUUUCUUCUACUCAUUCAUCAUCACCUGUGACAACCAGUACUUCAGUUACAACUACAACUAAAACAACACAUACACCAUCCACAUCCCACACAACUACCACUCCAAGCACAACUUCAACUCAUGCAACAGCAUCAACAACUUCUCCAAUAACAACUACAACUGUAACUACAUCUACUCCAACUACAGCUCACACAUCAACAACUUCUUCUAGUCAUUCAUCAUCACCUGUGACAACCAGUUCUCCGAUUACAGCUACAACUAACACAACACAAACCCAGUCCACAUCCCAUACACCUACCACUCCAAGCACCACUCACACAACAACAUCAACAACUUCUCCAAUAACAACUACAUCUACUCCAACUACAACCCACACAUCAACAACUUCUUCAGCACCAACUACAAUUUCUUCUACUCAUUCAUCAUCACCUGUGACAACCAGUUCUUCAGUUACAACUACAACUAAAACAACAAAUACACCAUCCACAUCCCACACAACUACCACUCCAAGCACAACUUCAACUCAUGCAACAGCAUCAACAACUUCUCCAAUAACAACUACAACUGUAACUACAUCUACUCCAACUACAGCUCACACAUCAACAACUUCUUCUAGUCAUCCAUCAUCACCUGUGACAACCAGUUCUCCGAUUACAGCUACAACAACUCAAACCCCAUCCACACCCCAUACACCUACCACUCCAAGCACCAGUCACACAACAACUUCUCCAAUAACAACUACAUCUACUCCAACUACAACCCACACAUCAACAACUUCUUCAACACCGACUUCAAUUUCUUCUACUCAUUCAUCAUCACCUGUGACAACUAGUACUUCAGUUACAACUACAACUAAAACAACACAUACACCAUCCACAUCCCACACAACUACCACUCCAAGCACAGCAUCAACAACUUCUCCAAUAACAACUACAACUGUAACUACAUCUACUCCAACUACAGCUCACACAUCAACAACUUCUUCUAGUCAUCCAUCAUCACCUGUGACAACCAGUUCUCCGAUUACAGCUACAACUAAAACAACACAAACCCCAUCCACAUCCCAUACACCUACCACUCCAAGCACCACUCACACAACAACAUCAACAACUUCUCCAAUAACAACUACAUCUACUCCAACUACAACCCACACAUCAACAACUUCUUCAGCACCAACUACAAUUUCUUCUACUCAUUCAUCAUCACCUGUGACAACCAGUUCUUCAGUUACAACUACAACUAAAACAACACAUACACCAUCCACAUCCCACACAACUACCACUCCAAGCACAACUUCAACUCAUGCAACAGCAUCAACAACUUCUCCAAUAACAACUACAACUGUAACUACAUCUACUCCAACUACAGCUCACACAUCAACAACUUCUUCUAGUCAUUCAUCAUCACCUGUGACAACCAGUUCUCCGAUUACAGCUACAACUAACACAACACAAACCCAGUCCACAUCCCAUACACCUACCACUCCAAGCACCACUCACACAACAACAUCAACAACUUCUCCAAUAACAACUACAUCUACUCCAACUACAACCCACACAUCAACAACUUCUUCAGCACCAACUACAAUUUCUUCUACUCAUUCAUCAUCACCUGUGACAACCAGUUCUUCAGUUACAACUACAACUAAAACAACAAAUACACCAUCCACAUCCCACACAACUACCACUCCAAGCACAACUUCAACUCAUGCAACAGCAUCAACAACUUCUCCAAUAACAACUACAACUGUAACUACAUCUACUCCAACUACAGCUCACACAUCAACAACUUCUUCUAGUCAUCCAUCAUCACCUGUGACAACCAGUUCUCCGAUUACAGCUACAACAACUCAAACCCCAUCCACACCCCAUACACCUACCACUCCAAGCACCAGUCACACAACAACUUCUCCAAUAACAACUACAUCUACUCCAACUACAACCCACACAUCAACAACUUCUUCAACACCGACUUCAAUUUCUUCUACUCAUUCAUCAUCACCUGUGACAACUAGUACUUCAGUUACAACUACAACUAAAACAACACAUACACCAUCCACAUCCCACACAACUACCACUCCAAGCACAGCAUCAACAACUUCUCCAAUAACAACUACAACUGUAACUACAUCUACUCCAACUACAGCUCACACAUCAACAACUUCUUCUAGUCAUCCAUCAUCACCUGUGACAACCAGUUCUCCGAUUACAGCUACAACUAAAACAACACAAACCCCAUCCACAUCCCAUACACCUACCACUCCAAGCACCACUCACACAACAACAUCAACAACUUCUCCAAUAACAACUACAUCUACUCCAACUACAACCCACACAUCAACAACUUCUUCAGCACCAACUACAAUUUCUUCUACUCAUUCAUCAUCACCUGUGACAACCAGUUCUUCAGUUACAACUACAACUAAAACAACACAUACACCAUCCACAUCCCACACAACUACCACUCCAAGCACAACUUCAACUCAUGCAACAGCAUCAACAACUUCUCCAAUAACAACUACAACUGUAACUACAUCUACUCCAACUACAGCUCACACAUCAACAACUUCUUCUAGUCAUCCAUCAUCACCUGUGACAACCAGUUCUCCGAUUACAGCUACAACAACACAAACCCCAUCCACACCCCAUACACCUACCACUCCAAGCACCAGUCACACAACAACUUCUCCAAUAACAACUACAUCUACUCCAACUACAACCCACACAUCAACAACUUCUUCAACACCAACUACAAUUUCUUCUACUCAUUCAACACCAACUACAACCCACACAUCAACAACUUCUUCAACACCAACUACAACUUCUAUUACUCAUCCAACAUCAACUGUGACAACCAGUACUUCAGUUACAACUACAACAACACAUACACCAUCCAUAUCCCACACAACUACCACUCCAAGCACAACUUCAACUCAUGCAACAGCAUCAACAACUUCUCCAAUAACAACUACAACUGUAACUACAUCUACUCCAACUACAGCUCACACAUCAACAACUUCUUCUAGUCAUCCAUCAUCACCUGUGACAACUAGUUCUCCGAUUACAGCUACAACUAAAACAACACAAACCCCAUCCACAUCCCAUACACCUACCACUCCAAGCACCACUCACACAACAACAUCAACAUCUUCUCCAUUAACAACUACAUCUACUCCAACAACAACCCACACAUCAACAACUUCUUCAACACCAACUACAAUUUCUUCUACUCAUUCAUCAUCACCUGUGACAACCAGUACUUCAGUUACAACUACAACUAAAACAACACAUACACCAUCCACAUCCCACACAACUACCACUCCAAGCACAACUUCAACUCAUGCAACAGCAUCAACAACUUCUCCAAUAACAACUACAACUGUAACUACAUCUACUCCAACUACAGCUCACACAUCAACAACUUCUUCUAGUCAUUCAUCAUCACCUGUGACAACCAGUUCUCCGAUUACAGCUACAACUAACACAACACAAACCCAGUCCACAUCCCAUACACCUACCACUCCAAGCACCACUCACACAACAACAUCAACAACUUCUCCAAUAACAACUACAUCUACUCCAACUACAACCCACACAUCAACAACUUCUUCAGCACCAACUACAAUUUCUUCUACUCAUUCAUCAUCACCUGUGACAACCAGUUCUUCAGUUACAACUACAACUAAAACAACAAAUACACCAUCCACAUCCCACACAACUACCACUCCAAGCACAACUUCAACUCAUGCAACAGCAUCAACAACUUCUCCAAUAACAACUACAACUUUCUCGAUUACAGCUACAACAACUCAAACCCCAUCCACACCCCAUACACCUACCACUCCAAGCACCAGUCACACAACAACUUCUCCAAUAACAACUACAUCUACUCCAACUACAACCCACACAUCAACAACUUCUUCAACACCGACUUCAAUUUCUUCUACUCAUUCAUCAUCACCUGUGACAACUAGUACUUCAGUUACAACUACAACUAAAACAACACAUACACCAUCCACAUCCCACACAACUACCACUCCAAGCACAGCAUCAACAACUUCUCCAAUAACAACUACAACUGUAACUACAUCUACUCCAACUACAGCUCACACAUCAACAACUUCUUCUAGUCAUCCAUCAUCACCUGUGACAACCAGUUCUCCGAUUACAGCUACAACUAAAACAACACAAACCCCAUCCACAUCCCAUACACCUACCACUCCAAGCACCACUCACACAACAACAUCAACAACUUCUCCAUUAACAACUACAUCUACUCCAACUACAACCCACACAUCAACAACUUCUUCAACACCGACUACAAUUUCUUCUACUCAUUCAUCAUCACCUGUGACAACUAGUACUUCAGUUACAACUACAACUAAAACAACACAUACACCAUCCACAUCCCACACAACUACCACUCCAAGCACAACUUCAACUCAUGCAACAGCAUCAACAACUUCUCCAAUAACAACUACAACUGUAACUACAUCUACUCCAACUACAGCUCACACAUCAACAACUUCUUCUAGUCAUCCAUCAUCACCUGUGACAACCAGUUCUCCGAUUACAGCUACAACAACACAAACCCCAUCCACACCCCAUACACCUACCACUCCAAGCACCAGUCACACAACAACUUCUCCAAUAACAACUACAUCUACUCCAACUACAACCCACACAUCAACAACUUCUUCAACACCAACUACAAUUUCUUCUACUCAUUCAACACCAACUACAACCCACACAUCAACAACUUCUUCAACACCAACUACAACUUCUACUACUCAUCCAACGUCAACUCACAACUUCAACUCAUGCAACAGCAUCAACAACUUCUCCAAUAACAACUACAACUGUAACUACAUCUACUCCAACUACAGCUCACACAUCAUCAACACUUCUUCUAGUCAUCCAUCAUCACCUGUGACAACCAGUUCUCCGAUUACAGCUACAACUAAAACAACACAAACCCCAUCCACAUCCCAUACACCUACCACUCCAAGCACCACUCACACAACAACAUCAACAACUUCUCCAUUAACAACUACAUCUACUCCAACAACAACCCACACAUCAACAACUUCUUCAACACCAACUACAAUUUCUUCUACUCAUUCAUCAUCACCUGUGACAACCAGUACUUCAGUUACAACUACAACUAAAACAACACAUACACCAUCCACAUCCCACACAACUACCACUCCAAGCACAACUUCAACUCAUGCAACAGCAUCAACAACUUCUCCAAUAACAACUACAACUGUAACUACAUCUACUCCAACUACAGCUCACACAUCAACAACUUCUUCUAGUCAUCCAUCAUCACCUGUGACAACCAGUUCUCCGAUUACAGCUACAACUAAAACAACACAAACCCCAUCCACACCCCAUACACCUACCACUCCAAGUACCAGUCACACAACAACUUCUCCAAUAACAACUACAUCUACUCCAAGUACAACCCACACGUCAACAACUUCUUCAACACCAAUUACAAUUUCUUCUACUCAUUCAUCAUCACCUGUGACAACCAGUACUUCAGUUACAACUACAACUAAAACAACACAUACACCAUCCAUAUCCCACACAACUACCACUCCAAGCACAACUUCAACUCAUGCAACAGCAUCAACAACUUCUCCAAUAACAACUACAACUGUAACUACAUCUACUCCAACUACAGCACACACAUCAACAACUUCUUCUAGCCAUCCAUCAUCACCUGUGACAAGCAGUUCUCCGAUUACAGCUACAACUAAAACAACACAAACCCCAUCUACAUCCCAUACACCUACCACUCCAAGCACCACUCACACAACAACAUCAACAACUUCUCCAAUAACAACUACAUCUACUCCAACUGCAACCCACACAUCAACAACUUCGUCAACACCAACUACAAUUUCUUCUACUCAUUCAUCAUCACCUGUGACAACCAGUACUUCAGUUACAACUACAACUAAAACAACACAUACACCAUCCACAUCCCACACAACUACCACUCCAAGCACAACUUCAACUCAUGCAACAGCAUCAACAACUUCUCCAAUAACAACUACAACUGUAACUACAUCUACUCCAACUACAGCUCACACAUCAACAACUUCUUCUAGUCAUCCAUCUUCACCUGUGACAACCAGUUCUCCGGUUACAGCUACAACUAAAACAACACAAACCCCAUCCACAUCCCAUACACCUACCACUCCAAGCACCACUCACACAACAACAUCAACAACUUCUCCAAUAACAACUACAUCUACUCUAACUACAACCCACACAUCAACGACUUCUUCAAAACCAACUACAAUUUCUUCUACUCAUUCAUCAUCACCUGUGACAACCAGUACUUCAGUUACAACUACAAGUAAAACAACACAUACACCAUCCACAUCCCAUACAAUUACCACUCCAAGCACAACUUCAACUCAUACAACAACAUCAACUUCUCCAAUAACAAUUACCACUGUAACUACAUCUACUCCAAGUACAACCCACACAUCAACAACUUCUUCAACACCAACUACAACUUCUACUACGCAUCCAGCAUCGUCUGUGACAACCGGCACUCCGAUUACAGCUACAACGAAAACAACACAAACCCCAUCUACAGUCCAUACAGCUUCCACUCCAAGCACAACUUCAACUCAUACAACAUCAACAAUUUCUCCAAUAACAACUACAACUGUAACUACAUCUACACCAACUACAACCCACACAUCAACAACUUCUUCUAGUCAUCCAUCAUCACCUGUGACAACCAGUUCUCCGAUUACAGCUACAACUAAAACAACACAAACCCCAUCCACAUCCCAUACACCUACCACUCCAAGCACCACUCACACAACAACAUCAACAACUUCUCCAAUAACAACUACAACCCACACAUCAACAACUUCUUCAACACCAACUACAACUUCUACUACGCAUCCAGCAUCAACUGUGACAACCGGUACUCCGAUUACAGCUACAACAAAAACAACACAAACCCCAUUUACAGUCCAUACAGCUUCCACUCCAAGCACAACUUCAACUCAUGCAACAGCAUCAACAACUUCUCCAAUAACAACUACAACUGUAACUACAUCUACACCAACUACAACCCACACAUCAGCAACUUCUUCAACACCAACUACAACUUCUUCUACUCAUCCAACAUCAACUGUGACAACCAGUACUUCAGUUACAGCUACAACUAAAACAACACAUACACCAUCCACAUCCCACACAACUACCACUCCGAGCACAACUUCAACUCAUGCAAUAGCAUCAACAACCUCUCCAAUAACAACUACAACUGUAACUACAUCUACUCCAACUACAGCUCACACAUCAGCAACUUCUUCUAGUCAUCCAUCAUCACCUGUGACAACCAGUUCUCCGAUUACAUCUACAACUAAAACAACACAAACCCCAUCCACACCCCAUGCACCUACCACUCCAAGCACCACUCACACAACAACAACUUCUUCAACACCAACUACAAUUUCUUCUACUCAUUCAUCACCUGUGACAACUAGUACUCCAGUUACAGCUACAACUGAAACAUCGCAUACACCAUUCACUUCUUAUACAACAACCAUUUCAAGCACACGUUCUACUUCUCCUGUAACAACAUCAACAUCACCAACAACUUCACCACUGCAUCCAACAUCACCUGUUACUUCUCCGGUUACCAGUUCAACAAUAAGCAGUACAUCAACAGUUCAUACAACAACAAGCAGUUCUUCCGUACCUCCCACCAGAACCUUAAUCACCCAUCCAAUAACCCCUACCAUAAUUUAUCCUUCUUCAACCCAUCCUCCCCCAACAGCUCCUAUUGAACUUCCAACUUCAACACUUUAUUCAACAAGCCUGUCAACAGAAAGGACAUCAACAACAAUCACUACUGUGACUCCAAGGCCUUCAACUUCUCCUGUCAUAGUCAAAACAACACCAACCAGUAAUACAACGCAUUCUGCAACCACCACCAGUCCUAUAACAUCUACAAGGUUAACAACUUCAGAAACAACAUAUCCCUCAAGCUCCUUGACAUCAACAAUUACACUUCCAAUUAGCACUACCAACAUAACAGUCACACCAAUCACAUCAACUGCCACCUCAACUGCAACAACCACUCAAACAAAACAUACAGAUACUUCCAUUCAUACCACAACAAUCGGCACCUUUUCCCCAUCCAUUACUGUUACUAUACCAGUUACCUCCAGCACUCCCAAAGAAAACACAACAGCUCAUACCAGUGAGUCCUCAUCCAAGCCCUCUCCUGCCACAAAACCUGACUUUAUUCCGAGCACUGCCCCAGCAAGUGUAUGCAGUAUCCACCAUUUCCAGCACACAAUAAAAAAUGGUAGCUGCUCUGCCAGUGUCACACUCACCAAAUGCCGUGGCUUCUGUGAAUCCGAGUCAUGGUACAACGAGGACUUCACGUCAGUGGAGGAAAGGUGUGGAUGUUGUAUGCCCGUCCGCAGCACCGCACAAAGCAAGGAUGUCGAUCUGAAGUGCCCCGACCCUACAAAAUCAGUCACGGUCACCAUCAAGAUCUUCACUGAAUGCAUAUGCAACUUUAAGCCAUGCGCUAAUCCCACUCCACCUCCAGCAUAGGCUUCCGAGGAGCAGUAACCGGGCCCAGAGCAUGACAAGAUCCUACAUAAGAAACUGUCAGCUGCAUUUUUCUCUGGAAGACCAGUGCCCUGUCCUCUUAUCCUUGUUAUUUAUGUUGCCAGUGAGCAUUCUUCUUAAAGUCUGUAUUUAUAGAACAUAGCCUGAUCUUUAUGGUAAUCCUUGUAACCUAGAAUAAAUGUCCUAAUAGUAUUAGUCCAAGUUUACCCAUAAUCCUUAGGGUAGACUGUUGCUCCUAAUCUUUCAUGUCAAAUACCUGAUUUGUUAAGGGAUAAUGAAUUGUUCCCUUUCCUUUGAAAGAAUAAAGUUUCUAUCUCGCA
Xenopus laevis (African clawed frog) is the source of this 21146-nucleotide messenger RNA. RefSeq names its product mucin 6, oligomeric mucus/gel-forming L homeolog (gene muc6.L). Bases 88 to 20808 code for a protein of 6906 amino acids. Lineage: Eukaryota; Metazoa; Chordata; Amphibia; Anura; Pipidae. The transcript has 58 exons. The record is from RefSeq and is a predicted model, not a curated record.